UACCCUGUUCUCUGGCUGCACCCGUUCUUUUCCUAGGCAGGUCUUCUCUAAGCCUCCAGCCAUGGCUUCUGCUGGCCUCCAGAUCCUGGGCAUCAUCCUUUCAGUACUGGGCUGGAUAUCAGGCCUAGUGUCCUGUGCCAUGCCCAUGUGGAAAGUCACGGCCUUCAUUGGCAAUAACAUCGUAGUGGCCCAGGUGGUGUGGGAAGGCCUCUGGAUGGCUUGUGUGGUCCAGAGCACUGGCCAGAUGCAAUGCAAGGUUCAUGAUUCCAUGCUGGCUCUGCCUCACGAUGUCCAAGCCUCCAGAGCCCUCAUGGUUGUUGCUCUGCUUCUGGCCCUGGUCGGCCUGCUGGUCUACCUGGCUGGGGCCAAGUGUACCACUUGUAUAGAAGAUGAGGAACCAAAAGCCCGGCUAGCACUGACUUCAGGGGUCAUUUUCCUCAUCUCAGCCAUCCUAGUCCUGAUCCCUGUGAGCUGGACUGCCCAUGUGAUCAUCAAGAAUUUCUACAACCCCCUGGUUGCUGAUGCUCAGAAAAGGGAGUUGGGGCAUAGCCUCUACUUUGGCUGGGCAUCUGCAAGCCUUUUUAUACUAGGUGGGUCCUUACUGUGCUGUACUUGCCCCUCCAGCAGCUCAAGGGGCACCAGCCAUUAUGUGGCCCGAUACUCUGCUUCUGCCCCUCCCCCAGGGGGCUCCCGAGGUCCUUCUGAAUACCCGACCAAGAAUUAUGUGUGAAUCCGGAAAGGGGGGAGGGAGGUAACAAAUGACUCCCUAAGGUAAGGGAGGUCCUC
Messenger RNA from Trichosurus vulpecula (common brushtail), 786 nucleotides. RefSeq names its product claudin-6-like. Gene Ontology annotation, cellular component: bicellular tight junction; plasma membrane. Gene Ontology annotation, biological process: cell adhesion; bicellular tight junction assembly. Lineage: Eukaryota; Metazoa; Chordata; Mammalia; Diprotodontia; Phalangeridae. The record is from RefSeq and is a predicted model, not a curated record. Bases 62 to 730 code for a protein of 222 amino acids. Gene Ontology annotation, molecular function: structural molecule activity. The transcript has a single exon.